AGGCUCCUGUGGGCCCGAGCCGGGUGCCGAUGGAGCCCCGGCACAGCGGGGCUGCGGGGCGGGGCGGCACCGCGGCUCCCCGGGCAGCAGCCGGCCCUCGGCCCCCUCCAGAGCCCGGCAACAGCGGCUGCUGGCCGGGCCUCAGGGCUGUGCGGGCAGGGGAGGCCGGGGCUGGGCGCAGCGAGAGCCCGGCCGAGGGGCUGAGCCCGCGCCAAGCCUUCCCUGCUGCCGCUCUCUGCAGCUGGCAGAGGACAGGAGCCGAGCGGCCGAGCACCUGCGCCGGGUGCUGCCGUACCUGCAGAAGCCACAGGAGCCGCUGCGAGCGGCGGCCAUCAGGUUCAUGGGAAGGGUCUGGCGGCGCCGGAGGGGGCAGCAGGAAGAGCUCCAGGCCCUCAGGGAGGCCCUUCAUGCCCAGAGGCAAGAUGCCAGCCUAUCAUGUUCUAACCUGCAAAAUCAAGCCCGGGUUCCUCAAAGAGCUAAAGAACAAGGGACAUCUUCAGGAUCCAGUGAACCAGUGUCCCAAGAACGCACCACGAGACACUGAAGAGGACAUCACCUCUCAGUGCUGCUGCAGCUGCAGGCCUAGCUGAUGCUAGGCACAGUUCCAAUGGCUUCACACCUCACCCUGUUUGUAGAUAACUUCGUCCCUCUAGCCUUCAGACACUGCCCAUUCCCCAUUUUUUUCCCUCCCCUCUCUUCUACCCCUUUUCACAGCUCCCUACCUCUAGCCCUCUGACCCUGCCCAUCCCCUUUUGCCACCCCUUAUCAUCCCUUUGCUUCCCCUUUAAUUAAUAAACAGUUUGGCUUCUUCACUUUACCUCCAUCUCUGUGGAGCUGAAGCAGCACAAAUCCAGGGUGCAGGGACACACAGGCCCCUCCUGCUGUUCUCUUCUGCGCCGUGUGCUGUACAGAGACCCAGAGGAACAAGGGCAGAUCAGGCUGCAAAGGUCCCUGUGCUGAAGGUCCCCUCCCACAACACUGUGCAGUUUAAUGUCUUGCUGAGCACUCUGAAGCCCCUGGAUUUUGGAACAGCCAACAUGAGUAUGCUCUGAACUCAGCUGUGAGGGAUUCCAUGGCAAGCAUCCACUGAGGGCAAAGGAGCUUGGAAUGCUGGAAGCUUUCAAGAAUCGCUUCCUGAAAGCACAGCAGUGCUGCACCCCUACACAGGGUCAGGAAGAGGGCAGAAGCAGAGACCAUCAGGGCUUAACAGGGAGCUUUGGGUGUGCCUAAGGGCAAGUGAAGCAGCAGCACGGUGGCCGAGACUGGGACGUGCGACCGUGCCAGUGCCCAGAGCGCUGUCAGGCAGUGCCGGGAUCCCGGGUGUGGUUCUGGUCCCCACAACUGAGGAAUGGCAGCCCCUGCCUCACACCCAGUCAGAAUCCAACCAAGUGAGACCAGAGGGAGGGCAGCCAUCCAGUCUCUCUGGGGCACGGCCGCAAAGCAGCCCCUGCUUCUUCCUCUGCCUGUGCUUGGGGUGUGCUGAGGGCAGCACCAGCCAGGCUGUGCUCUGUGUUCCAAAGGCUGUUGAGAGCGGGCAUGAAAAGUGCUGUGUGCACAGCAGAGAGUCCUGGAAGGUGCUGGCAAGAGCGUCCUGUGGGCACAGGGCUCUGGGAACAGCCUGGUUUUGUUGCCAUGAUUGCAGGCAGGAGUUGAGGCAGGCAAAGAGGCACCCCAAACACACUUGGGGGAAUAUGAGCUAGAGCUGCAGUGCCUUUCUUAAAAGGACCAGAAGUAAUUAAGCCUUGCAGGGUUUCUGAAGAGUGCAUUGGUCUUCCCCAGGAAAGCUACACACUUGGGGAAAAUGCCCUUGGGGAAAAGGGACCUGCUGCUCUAGGAAAGUGCUUUCCCAGGAGCUCCAGUGAGGUAGGUGCAAGUGUCUCCCUUUGGCUCUCUGUGGUCCUUUCAGUCCUUGAGGCCUGUUGCACUUGGCAGAGAGAAAGGGGAAGGGAAAAGGCUUUGAGGAGCACGUUUGGCAUCCACCUGGUCCUGUGGAGGCCAAGCCAAGCACCUGCAGAAGGGGGUGUUACCCCCCUUUGGACAGAGGUUCUGGAAGGCAGAAGGAAUAGCUGUGACUUUUUCUGUUAGUGGUCCUGAUUCUCCUGCAGGGAAGAAGAGGGGAGAGCUGUAUUUGAUUUGCCACCUCAAUAUCUGUACCAGUGGGAGCAUUAGCCCUUUUGCAAUCUACUUAUUUGUUUGGACUACUUUUGUAACACUGAGGGGACUUUCAGUCCUUGAGAGCUUUUAUUCCUUAAGAGAAUUAGAUUAUUAUCACCCCUUCACAGAAAACCAUUUACAAACCAAAGAAUGGCCUUUUUAUUACCUCUGUGUAGUGUUAUGUUUUGUGAAGUGACUCUCAAUGGAUGACCUUAAAGCAAACUUUCAAACCUUUCAUAUUCUCACGGCAUCUUGAUUUUUUGGGAAGUUUGCAACUUUUUGGAUCUCCUUGAGCUGAGCAAAGGGGAAGGAAAGCUUUCCUGAACUGAGGAUUCUUCUGUGCCUAGAGAGCAAAGAUGUUUUUGUGCUGCAGGAAAUGAUGCCAAUGAGAAAAUUCAAGCAUGGAGUAACAGCUUCUGACAGAGACCAAGUUUUGCCAGCAGUAGCUCCAGGUGCUCCUACCAGCAGCCCCUGUAGGAAGGAGCACAGCCCCAGUGCACUUUGGCUUUGGCUGCCUCUGGCAGAGAAGCCCCCUGGGGCACAGGUCUCUGGGGCAGGAGAGGACACCAGCACUGCAGGGCUCAGGGGUGGCAGGUGUGCUUGGGUGGGACUCUGCCACACCUGCUGAUUUCAGUGCUCCCCUGGCCCCAGGGCUUAGAGCAGCAUUUAUUUGUGCUUCAGGGGGCAGCAAGAAGAGCUCCAGCUGAUCUGCAAAGGUGAAUGCGGGCAGCAAGCUUUCAGCGGGGGCUGGCAGGGGAAGCUUCAAGCCCUGGCCCAGCUGUGGAGGGCUCUGCUCCCUGUGCAGACGAGGGCUGGCAUGGGCAGAGCACACUGAGAUUUCAGGCGACCUGAGGGUUUUGUGGCCAGCACCUUCCAGCAGAUCCUGUUGGUCCCUGUUCCCUCCUGGCCAUGGCAAGAUCAGGCUGGGAUGGCCCUGGCUCAAGGGCUCUCCUCGGGUCCUUGCAGAUCCAGGAUUUUACCUUGGCUCUCUUCCUCUCUCUUGUAGCCCUUGAACACCUUACAGAGGACAUCAGCAGUGCCGUUGUCAGACCUGGCACUUCAAACCUUGUAUGUCCUCCAGGCACUGCAGAGUGGGGGAUAUUCUGUCUUCCAGAGACUGCAAGAUCAAUUCUGCAGGGCAUGGAAGACACGGCCUCGUCUGUCGGGCCUAGGCUGGCUGCGCUGCUGGAGUUCUGCUGAGAGCUGGUCUGGGAGGCUCUCUCUGCUGGGUCAGCACCUGAGCCAGCAGUGAUUUUUCUUUCCUUUAAGACUGAUGUUUUCUUCUUUUCCAUUUUUUGUAGCAUGUAAAUAUAGAAUGUGUUCUAAUAUGGACUCUCUGGAGUUUUCUUUUGCUGCCCAGAGUCCUCAGGGCUUUGGGGAAAACGUGGAAAAACAGUGCAUAUGCUCAGCAAGCUACCCAGGCAUGCAGUGUUGAAGAGAAAAUGCCCAGAAGGCCCUUGGCUUUUGAUAGUUCUGCUGAAGCCUUUGUGCUGACCAAAGGGCGGCUGGGCAGGGGCCAGAGCUGCUGGGGUCUCUGCUUGACCAGUGCCUGGAGAUGGCCACAAGCCCUGUGCCAGCCAGGAACGGCCAUCUGCACCCUCCUGCCUGUGUGUUGCUGGCUGGAUUGCUGAGGGCUCUGAGGUGCUCUUGACUGGGCUCCUCUGGAGCUCCUGCAGGGCUGCGUCGCUGCUGCCGGGCAGGUUGGCCGGGCUGGGGGAGACCCUGAGGGGCUGGGGCAGUGGGCCAUAAGUAGCCCCCAGGCAGCCGCCUUGUUCGUGCCACCCACCUGCUCUGGUGCUUCCUCAGAGGGCAGCUGGAGGGAGCCCCUGUAAUCAGGUGUGUAACCCUGGUCACAGCCUUUCAGAGGUGUGGGCCCAGGAGUUGUGGGGCAGGGCGUGUGACCCCCCUGUCCUCAGGACUCGAGCCCCCGGCCCCUCAGCCUUUGGCCUUGAGCUCGACUGCCUGGCUGCUGAGUCUUGUCCCUGUUGUGGUGUGGGAGGCCGAGCUCUGUGGCUUUAGGCAUGACUGAGCGAGAAGAGCAGCAGCUUUGAGCCGAGAAGGGCCACAGAAAGGCCCUGUGGGCCAAGGGCAUUCCUGGCAUUCCAGGGGCAGGGAUCCAUGAGAGUGCAGUGAGCAUCUCCAGGGUGCUGUGGCUGGCUUUGCACUGGACAGCCUCCCUGUGUACAGGGAUGGAUCGUUGAUCUUCUGCCAUGGUGCUUGUUUCCCUGCCUGGAGAGAGGGGCAGCCCUCUAUGGAGGAUGAAAGCCCCUGUCUCCAAAACCUGCAGGAGGAAAUGGAGCUCUCCCAACCUCAGCCCAUGCUGUAAGCAGGGCAGAGCCUUUUGGUGUUAACACAAACAGGGGUUGGGAAGUGGGUAUCACAACAUCAACAUCAAGUUCUCCCCAAUAUUUAGUGUCGUUUUUUCCACACACGAUUUUAUGGGAAAUCUUACAUCAGUUAGAUUUAACCAACAGUUCUGAUUUUGAAAUUCACAAGACAAAAUACGGCCAUGAGGCCCUGUACUAUAACUGUGUACUGGUUCUAUGUGUGAUCCAUUAUUCAGUCCACAUCUCAUUGCUAUGCCAUCACCUUGUGAUACCACAAAAGGAGGGAAAACUUUAUUUUUAUCACCCACCACUAGGGGGACAUUUUGACCAUGGUUCACUACCAUUACACUCAAUAUGGGUUUUGCCACAACAUUCAUUUUAAAUUUAUAAACCAAACCUUGCAAGCCUGACUGAUCCAUUUUUUUGCCAAUUACAUGAUACAUAGGUGGGUUUGGUUAACGUGAAGUUAUGCCAACAGUCACCAGACUCAUUUUUACAAAGCCUUGUGAUUUCAACAU
Prinia subflava (tawny-flanked prinia) is the source of this 4999-nucleotide messenger RNA. RefSeq lists its product as uncharacterized. The record is from RefSeq and is a predicted model, not a curated record. Bases 30 to 590 code for a protein of 186 amino acids. The transcript is spliced from 3 exons. Lineage: Eukaryota; Metazoa; Chordata; Aves; Passeriformes; Cisticolidae.